UGCAUGUAGCAUAUCCAAACUUUUAAGGGCACUCAAUCUUCAAUCAUCAAGCUUAGUGCCGUCCUCUUUGCAACACCUCCAAAAGCUGCUGAUCUAACAUUCCUAACCCUUCGAACGUAUAUAUAUGGACUUAAGCUUCUUGAUCAACAUACCCCUAUUUUAAUAUCCUUCUCUUCAGCUAAAAACAAAAAUGGUCCAGAAACUAGUACAUAUUUAAGUAUUCAACACCCCCCGCCCCCCCACAAAAACACCAACAAAGUACCCCUGCUCUUCACCUAGCUCUCAUCCCUCUGUGCGUGCAUGCUUACAUAUGAGGUUCAAUGGAUGAUCAUGAAUCAGUAAAGGAGGAAGUCAAUCCAGCCGUCAUGUUGAAAAAUCAAUCGGCCGAGAAAGGAGCGAACAGAGGGUCAUGGACUGAUGAAGAAGAUCGAAAACUGGCUGAAGCUAUUGAGAUCUAUGGUCCAAAGCGAUGGAAGACUAUAGCAUCCAAAGCAGGCCUUAAAAGGUGCGGUAAGAGUUGUAGGCUGAGAUGGAUGAACUAUCUGAGACCAAACAUCAAGCGAGGAAACAUAUCUGAUCAAGAAGAAGACUUGAUUGUUAGGCUUCAUAAACUUCUGGGGAACAGAUGGUCCUUGAUAGCGGGAAGGUUGCCUGGUCGAACGGAUAAUGAGAUCAAGAAUUACUGGAAUUCUCAUUUGAGCAAGAAAGUUCACCAAAAGGAGAAACAAAGCAAGGGAACUGCAGAAAUGGGAUGCUCUAGGAUUCGGAAGAAAAGGAAGGCGAUGAAUGAGGUUAAAGCGGAUAGGACGAGAGAAGGGAAUUCAUCUUCUGGUGGUGCUCCUGGAGAUUCAAAACUGAGCUUCGAUGUAGACGACUUCUUUGAUUUCUCCAAUGAGGAUCCUAUGACUUUAGAGUGGAUCAGCAAAUUCACCGAAAUGGAUGACGGCUGACACCUUGAUCCUCUUUCUUAUUACUAGCUAGUAGAACCUAUUGCCUCCAAAAUUAGUGGAUGACCGAACUCCUAUCAAAUAGGUGGGUUGCUGCUACCGCUGUCUAAGAUGUCGGAACUUCCGUUAUAUUGCUCUACGUGCAAAAAUUAGAGCGCAGUUGAUUAGAUGCAGUUCAAAAAUAGUAACGCUACUCAUCCAGCGGACGCGCUGUAUUUUUCCCUUCUUUGUACUCUAUUUUUUUUUUUGCUUUCCAAAUCAAAUCUUUGUGCUCUAAUUGCUCCCAGUGAAUUCUUAUUACUAUGGAAGUAAAAGACGGUUCGAAAAGAUAAAUGAAUAUUUGCA
Molecule: messenger RNA, 1292 nt
Organism: Coffea arabica (coffee)
Lineage: Eukaryota; Viridiplantae; Streptophyta; Magnoliopsida; Gentianales; Rubiaceae
Product: transcription factor MYB114
Biological process (GO): regulation of DNA-templated transcription; cell differentiation
Cellular component (GO): nucleus
Molecular function (GO): transcription cis-regulatory region binding
Source: RefSeq, a predicted model, not a curated record